This is a messenger RNA of Teleopsis dalmanni, 1381 nucleotides long. Its product is annotated as zinc carboxypeptidase A 1. Gene Ontology annotation, molecular function: metallocarboxypeptidase activity; zinc ion binding. The transcript has a single exon. NCBI's taxonomy places the organism in Eukaryota, Metazoa, Arthropoda, Insecta, Diptera, Diopsidae. The record is from RefSeq and is a predicted model, not a curated record. Gene Ontology annotation, biological process: proteolysis. Bases 18 to 1307 code for a protein of 429 amino acids.
AGUAAAAGCAUUCGCUUAUGCGAUUUUGUGAAAUGUCGUUUAAAGUAGCAUUUGCACUUGGGCUUUGCUUGUUAGCAGCCUUCGCUGUUAGUAGCGGCGAGCGCGCACGUUAUGACAACUACCGUGUCUACAGUGUGGUCGCCUCCAGUGUACCUGAGUUGGCUGUCUUGAAAGACUUAGAAGGAAGCAGUGACUCCAUCAUCUUCUUGGAUUAUGUACACAAUAUCAACAAAGAUAUCAAAGUUGUUGUAGCUCCACAUAAAAUUCCAGAUUUCUUGGAAAUUAUGGGCACCAAGGAAAUUGAAUAUAAAUUACUUGAGACGAACUUACAGCAACACUUUGAUAACAGUGAUGAACAAAAAACAACAAGAGACUCAAGCUAUGGCUGGACUUCCUAUUAUCAACUAGAUGAUACUUAUAAAUGGUUGCAAUCAUUAGCUGUUGAAUAUCCUGGUGUCGUGACUUUGAUUGAAGGCGGUAAAACAUAUCAAGGUCGUUCAAUUUUGGGAGUUAAAAUUUCUAAGAACAAUGGUGGUAAACAAAAGCCCGGCAUCUUUAUAGAAGCUGGUAUACAUGCACGUGAAUGGAUUGCCCCUGCUAGUGCAACAUACAUUAUCAAUCAAUUGUUGACUUCAUCUGACAGUAAUUUAAAAAAUAUUGCUUUAAAUUAUGAUUGGUACAUAUUCCCACACGCUAAUCCUGAUGGUUAUGUAUAUACACACCAAAGUGAUCGUAUGUGGCGCAAGACACGUACUCCUUACAAAAAUUGCUUCGGAGCCGAUCCAAAUCGCAAUUGGGGAUUCUUUUGGAAUCAUGUCGGUGCUAGCACUAAUCCAUGCUCUGACACUUAUGCUGGACCAGAAGCUUUCUCCGAAAUCGAAACAAAAUCGUUGUCCAAUUAUAUAGCUUCUCUUAAAGGCAAGAUACAGUUGUAUAUUUCAUUCCAUGCCUACUCACAAUAUCUGUUAUAUCCAUACGGACACACCAAUGAAUUACCCGAUAAUGUUGAUGAUUACAAACAAGUUUUUAACGCUGCCACUGCAGCAAUUAACAAACGAUAUAAUACUAAAUAUACUGGAGGUAACAUUUACGAUGCUAUCUAUCCAGCUGCUGGUGCUAGUGUAGACUGGGCUUACGCUGAAGUUGGUGUAAGAAUGGCAUUCUGCUACGAGUUACGUCCAUCAUCAAAUUCCAUUUUGACUGGUUUCCAAUUGCCCGCUGCACAAAUCAUACCCACUGGUGAAGAAUUAUUGGACUCUAUUGUUGCCAUGAUAGGAAAAGUCGACGAAUUGGGUUACUUUGCAUAAAGUUUUUAAUCUAAUAGACUUUCUGUGUGAUAUGUUUUAAAUACUGAAGAAUAAUUUUGAAAUCGUAAACAAUU